GGAGCGAGGUGUCGGCGAGCUUGGCUCUUCGCGCAACAGGGUCAUGAGGAAGAGGCGGCGGGGGCGUGGAGCUGCCGUAGCUGCCCGCCGGGCUGGUGGCGUGGCUCUGUGGGAAGGGCGCCGUUCCUAACCCGCUCGCGGGGCGGCGGCCGGGGCUCGGGGCUGAGAGCGGCCGUGGGGCCGCCGGGCCCCCGGGCUCCGCCAUGUUCCGAAGGGCACGGCUCAGCGUGAAGCCGAACGUCAGGCCCGGGGCCGCCCCCAGGGCCCCCGCCGCGCCCGCUCCCCAGCGGGGACGGGAGGCUGCCCGGCCGCCGGAGCCUGCCGCGGCCUCGGGCCCGAAGCCCGCGGAGUCCACGGCUGCGCCCCCGGCGGGUCUCGGGGGAGCGCAGCCCCCAGAAAAGGCUCCCAGGAGCAGUGAUGAAAAGCCUGAUGGUGAGAAUGUUGUUGAAGAAUCCGGUAAAUCUUCCUCUACUGUUUCACAGAGAAAAAAGCGAGUAUCACGUACCCCUACUCUGGUUAAGCCUAGUGUCAGCGUUCCUUCAGAACCUCACCCCUUAUCUCCAGUUAAUAAAGAAGCUCCACAGCCAGACCCUGUCCCAGCAAAGGAGAAACAGCCAUGCUCAGACAGAUAUCGAAUAUAUAAAGCCCAGAAACUGAGAGAAAUGUUGAAAGAAGAAUUGAGGAAAGAGAAGAAGCAAUGGAAAAACAAGUGUGCCAUAAAUGAAAGUCAGAGGCCACCAGAUCGUUCAAAAAUGACUAUGAGAGACUUCAUAUAUUACCUGCCAGAUAACAAUCCAAUGACUUCUUCACUGGAACAAGAAAAGAAAACUGAAAAAUCGUUGACACCAGUCCAGACAAGAGAGCAAGAAAGUAAGAGUACUCCUGAGGCUGAAGAUGAGGAUGAAGUCGAGGAAGAGAUGGACGAAGGACCAUUGCUGGUUCCUCGAGUGAAAGUGGCAGAAGAUGGUUCUAUUAUUUUGGAUGAAGAAAGUUUAACUGUAGAAGUUUUAAGGACAAAAGGUCCCUGUGUUGUUGAGGAAAAUGAUCCUAUCUUUGAGCGUGGUUCUACGACUACAUAUUCCAGCUUUAGGAAAAACUAUUAUUCUAAACCAUGGUCAAAUAAAGAAACAGAUAUGUUCUUUUUAGCCAUCAGCAUGGUGGGAACUGACUUUUCUAUGAUUGGACAGCUUUUUCCUCACAGAGCAAGGAUAGAAAUUAAGAAUAAAUUUAAACGUGAAGAGAAAACAAAUGGCUGGAGAAUAGACAAGGCGUUCCAGGAAAAGCGCCCUUUUGACUUCGAUUUUUUUGCUCAUUUGCUUCAGAAAGUUCUUGCUGAAGAAGAGAAAAGAAAACAAAAAUCCGUUAAAAAUCAGAGUUUAAAGGAGAAGAAAUCCUCUAAACCACGAAAAAAUGUAAAAGUGAAAAAAGUUGCUAGUGAAGGAGUGAAUGAUGAUGCAGCUGAGUCUGUGAGCACUAAAAUUCCAGACCCAGAAGGAUCUCAAAAGGAUGCUCAGACGGCUGGAGAAGAAGAAGAGUCUCUGACUUUAUCGGGACAGGAUUCAGAACAGAUUGUGUUAGAACCAAACUUAAAUCAAAACAAAAGGAGAAGGAAGACUCAGGAUGAAGUUGGUAAACAGGAAGUACAAAAUCUUUCAGGAAAUGCCACUGUUCAGUCAGGCCCUUCCAAAGGAGAAAAACACAAAGAUAAAUGUCAGUCUUCAAGGCCUGAGAUAAAUGAAGGUGAAGGCAAUAAGGAACAGAAGCUCUCCUGUGUACAGAACGUAGAUGAUGUUGUGGAUUUAUCCUCCAGUGAAAAGGUUGAGGAAAAAACUGACCGUAUCGUUUCAUUAAGCAGUCAACCAGAUGCCGUGUCAGUAGCAGCUGAGACUCCAGGAUCAAGCACUUCGGAUUUGCCUUCAUCAGAGGUUGGAAUUAGAGCUCUGUGUGAGGUGAAUGAUGCUGAGAACAGUUGUACAGAAGGGAGACAUGCUGACCUAAAAAAUAAAUCCCCGGAAACAGAUCAAAGAGAAAAUGUCAAACCAGUGGCAAGAGGACGACUCCAGAGACCUAAACCCAAUUUAUCAAGGGCAAUUGGGAAGAAACCAGCCAUUUCACAAGGUAAAACAGAUGCAGAGAGCGAGAGUUUACACCUGGAAACUUCCAUGGAAAAGAAUCACUUGGAAAAGGAUAAAAGGAACACAUUUGACAUUUCUGAAACAGAGAAUACAGAGAGAGAGCACCCAGAAGCUGAGACUGUAUCUAAUUCAAGUGAAAAAAUUUGUCUGCAGGAAGAUGAUCAACCAAAGGCUUUCAGGCCUACACGGCUAACGAGGGGCCGAUUGCGGAGGCCAAAGCCAAAUGUUGGUAAAGCUGCCGAAAGAAAAGAAAUUCUUCCAUCACAGGAAAAAAUUGGGGUCAAUGUAGAAAACAGUGAAAAUGAAUCCUCUGUUGAUAGAGGUACUCCGGAACAAAUUGAAGAUCAGUCAUGUCAAAAUGUUGAGUGUGAAGACAUCACAUCACAGUCUGAGGAAAAAGGUACUUCUUUUCAAAAUGUGCAGCCAGAUGAGCCCAAGACUCUUAAUGAAUGUGUGAGUAUUCAAGAGGAUAAUAAAGCAAAUACACUCAAACAAGUCCCAAUGGUAAAGACUCGAUUUCAGAAACCAAAGCCAAAUGUAGGAAGAGGGAUUGGAAGAAGAAAAAUUUUCUCAAAGGAAGAGGUGUCAGAGGAGAUUCUUACCUCUGGGGAAAUGACAACAGCUUUGAGAGAAGUUGCAAGACUGGGAGCCUCCCCAAGGGAGAACGGACCAGUGGAGGCUAAUACUACUGAGGAAAUGAAAUCAGAUUUGACGGAGACUGAAAGAAGAGGCGUUUCUCCCAUGGAGAAGACACCGGAAAUGAUUGACAUCACUGUGGACAUGGAGACGGGUUUGGAAGAAACUGGAAGAGGGGUUUCCCUAAGGGACAGGGUACCAGAGGUGACUGAUGCCACUGAGGAAAGAAAGACAGAUUUGGAAGAAAAUGGAAGACGAGAACUAUCCCUAGAGGAAAAGGCCCCAGAGGUGGUCAGCACUAUAGGUGACAUGGAGACAGGUUUGGAAGAAACUGGAAGAGGGGUUUCCCCAAGAGACAAGGUACCAGAGGUGACUGAUGCCACUGAGGAAAGAAAGACAGAUUUGGAAGAAAGCGGAAGAGAAAUAUCCCUAGAGGAAAAGGCCCCAGAGGCGGUCAGCACUGUAGGUGACAUGGAGACAGGUUUGGAAGAAACUGGAAGAGGGGUUUCCCCAAGGGACAAGGUCCUAGUGGGGAUCAAUGCCAUAGGGGGAAAGGAGGUUGAUUUGAAAGAAACUGGAAAAGGAGCCAUUUCCCUGACAGAAAAGGUUUUGGGAAAGACUACUGCCGUUGAGGAAACCCAGGCAGAUUUGGAAGAAACUGGAAGAGAAAUUUCCUUGAGGAAAAGUAGAUCAGAAGAGAUUAGUACCACUGAGGAAAUGGUGGCAGAUUUGGAAAAAACUGGAAAAAUAGACAUUUCUCUAAGGGGAAAUGUACCAGAGGAGACUGGAAUCUCAAGACAAACUGAGACAGAUUUAAUGGAGAGCAUUAGAGCUGUCGGUAGUGCUCUGCCAUCGCUGAAUCUCCAAAACAUCGGCACUGAAGCACUACCGGUGGUGCCUGUACCUGGAGAAGAAGAAAGAAGUUCUGAAAAGGAAGGCUCAAGUCAGCUGAGUCAUUUGAAGACGUCUUCACAGACUCCUGAACUUGGUGAAACAGAAGACCAGGGGAUGCUAUCUCCAGACGCUCCAGAGCGGUUUUCAGAUGCUAAUUUAAGCAAAUCUCUUCCUCAAGAACAGAAGCCACUUGAAGUUAAACCAGCACCUUUUGUGAGAAGUCGAUUCAAAAGACCAAAGCCAAACUUAGCGAGAGCAGCUUUAAAGAGAGAGAUGACGGAAACAGGAAUGUCUGUGCCUGGGAAGAAAUUGGAAACUGGUAAAGCGGAGACUGGUGUGAUACAGCAGAGCAGGGAACAGACAAACAUGCUCCCUUCUCAACACGAUGUGGCUUUCCUAAUGACAUCAAGAGAAAAAGAUGGAUCAGGUCCCAGGCCGGAGGAGGCUGUGGUAUCACCCUGUGUGCAGAUUGAAAAGGACUUGUCGUCGCCCAGCUUUUGUGAACCUGUGGAGGAGUCCCAGGCUGCACGAGCCCAGGGAGAGGAAGGAGUAGUUUCCGUGCGGACUCAGAAUAUAAACACUUUCCAACAAGAAAUGAAGGAAAGUGUUACCCAAACUGCUCCAUCAGUACGGGGCCGACUUCAAAGACCCCGACCAAACAUAAGAAAGGCUGGACAGAGGCAGAGAGUAGAGAAAGGUGAAGCCGAAGGCAUAGUCGAGGAAGAAAGAACGGUAGUGCAGAAAGAUGAAACUGAAAAGAAGUUCCUGACUGGGGCAAAUUUUCAAAUUGGAACUGAAGUUGAAGUUGUACCUUCCAAAGUUUCAGAAGGUGGAAUGUCUGAAAAUCAGAGUCAUGUGGUUCUUGUAGGAAACCUUCCUGUUAACAAAGUCAGUGUUUUAGAUGAAAAGACGAGACACGAACAUGAAACGUGUGUUCCUGGUCCAGCACAGUUGAUAAGAAGGCGAUUCCAAAAGGCUGGGCCAAAUUUGGGAAGAGCUCAUGGUGAGAAAGAAGCAGCAGCUGUAGAAGAAGACAGAGCAGAGCAGAGCGAGGCCAAGAAGCCAGAAGAUAAUUUGCUGGACCAGGAAGAUUCUGACACCCAGCUCCUGCAGAAAGAAAAGGCUGAGUUUCUGACAUCUCUGGCGGUUUCAGCAAGAAAAGAUUCUGUAGGUUCCAGAGAGGCUGUUUGGGCUAAAAAAGAUGCUGAGUCAUCACGAGCUGCUGGGGAUAAGUCUGCGUCUUCAGGUGUUGAAGAGCAGCAUCUCAGUAAACUCACAAGCUGUCCACAACUGUUAAAAGAGUCAGACUACUCUAAAAUUGCUCUGGAUCAAAGAACAACUGUCUCUUCUGCCUCUGAGUGUGAGGGAGGUCGUAGUGAGAGGAGAACGCAUCGGAAGAGCAAGCCAAAUGUCACCAAAGGACGUGGAUCAAAGCGAAUCCGGACUAAGACCUCUAAGAAGGGACCCAGAGCUUCCAGGGCCGUGCUGGUGACUCUUCGGGCUUCCCAGGAAGAAGAUGAAGACGACACUGAAGAUUUUGAGUGUGACUAUGAGGAAGAAACCUAUCACCUUGCUCCAGAAGAAGUCAACAAAGCUCCAGUGUUUGUACCCCUUGGUCUCAGAUCUCCUGAACCUGUCUCUGCUCAGAUUGAGGAAACGAUGGAAGAGCUUGAAAUAACCGUGAAUGUCCCUGAUGUCGGAUGCAUAACUGUUGAUGAACCUCAGCUCUUACACACGGAUGCGGCUACUCAGGAAAUGAAGCAAGGAGAUUUGAACUCAUUAUCACUUGAAAUGACGACAGGUGGACAUACCCCAGAUGAAACAGGUGCCAAUGAUGGAAGCACUGAAGCCGCCAUAACUUUACUUACAAUGGGAGAUUUAGUGUUGCAGUCGGAGAUCAGUACAGAACAGAGUGAUGUAGGAGUAUGUGUACUUCCUGAUGGUCAUUCAAAGGAUAAAAGCCAUAUUCCUUUUAGCCCAGAUAAUGUAGAUCACAGAAUUGUUCAUGAAUGUCAGGAGCUUCCGUCAGCUGUCAAUAGUGCAUCUCCUUCAUUAGAAGAAAGCAAGAUUGUAUUGGAGGAGCAAAGUUCUAAAGAAGAAAGUGGUUUAGUGGAGAAUGUGAAGGAAAACGCUGUACCAGCCAGGAAUGCAACUUCUGAAGUGACGAGUAAUUUGAGAAUGAGAAGUAGACUUGCCGAGCCUAAACCAAAUCUUAGGAUUUUAGGGACCAGGAGGUUUGGUGCUCAUCAGGAAGUUCCCGGUUUGUUUGUAACCAAAGGAGAAGAAGUGGACAUUCAAAGAGAAACUGAGAAAAAUGCUUCUAAAGCAACAGAAUUAGAAGAUAAAAACCUUGGCUCAGUUACAACAGCAGAGAGUAAGGAGCAGAGCAGGUCGGCGCGGGUACAUGGUAUCGAAGAGAGCAGUGUUUCGAAAGAAGCCCAGCUAACUGGAAGAAAUGAAGAUCAGGAAGAAGGCUGUCAUGAGGGUGGGACCUUGUCAGUGGCUCCAUUUGUUUCCUUUGAGACAAGGCCCCAUGCGUUUGGCUUGGGUCAGGGUCUCCACGAGGGUGCUGUGGAGGAGCCCCUGAGGAAGGAUGCUGAUGGAGAUGGUGUGCUUACGCUCCAUGUGCCGCAGUGUACACCAGCUAGCAUUCCGGAAGUCCAACAGGAGAAUGUAAUCCCGCCUCAAGACCUAACAGUGAAUCUAGUUGCUAACAUGCAUCAAGAUGGUGAGGAGGAACAAGCAUUCAUUUUAACUCUGGUGGAAAUUCCAACCAGUGCAGUCGAAGAAUUUACUGAUCCCACCGUGCAGUUAACGCCAAGCCCUCUGCUGCCAGCGCCCAUACUGGUCAGAUCGGUGAGCACGGAAGAAAGGGGUGACAUGAGUAUGAGCUUUCCAGUAGCCUCAGUUGGUCAGGACGCCAUGUGUUUAUCAGAUUCUGGAAGAGAGGAUUCUGAAGAGCCUCCUGCUAGUUUGGAUCUUGUAUCUAGGAAGAGGUUUCAUUGUAGGCUUGAUGACAGUGACCAUGUUCCUCCUGCCAAAAAAAGUGCCCUCCUUUCAAGAGACACUUGUCAAAAAUACACCUCCGAGGUGUGUUCAAAGGAAUUAAUAAAUGUUUUUGAGGAAACAGGGGAGCCUUUCAGGGGACAAGGUGUCUUCCCUCCUUCAGGAAGAACACACACAACUCCAGAACCUCAGAAGGAGCAACUUGAAUCUGCUUUCCAGAGUCUAGAAUCCAGAUGCCUUGAUAAAGUAACAGAUACACAUAUCGAAAAGAACACACCUCAGAUACCUCAGGCUGAGAGGACUGUGUCUGAUAAGGACGAAGGAACUUGUGCUGCUCCUAAGUCUGAACAGAUGGACAGCAUCACAUCAUCUUCAAAAGCCCCGCUCUCUAGACCUGGCAGGAGACCCCUGGGAUUUUUGUCCUUAAUAUGUUCGAAGAAUGGCCUGGAGUCUGAUGAGCCUUCUCAGGUUCAUAGUAAGAAACGCUUAAAACCUCUGAUACCUGUGUCAAGACAGAGUUUGAAAAGAUCAAAUCCACCCAGUGAAGGCCAGAAAAAAAUUCAGGAGUCCUCUGCUCUGCUUCCAUCUCCAAAGGUUGUGGUUGAUACUCAGUCUGAGAACACUGGCGGUUCAGCAGCUCAGGUUUCUUGUGAUCACCCGUUGCCCAAAGAAGAAGGUAAAAGUGUCCGAAACCGAGCGCCUGAAGGGGAGCCAACCACAGUCUCUGAGUAUUUCUUUAGUGAUAUCUUUAUCGAAGUGGAUGAAACAGAAUAAAAGUUUUUUUUUUAAGUCUAGGAUUUCCAAAGUCAGUUAUAUCAACAAAGCAGUAUAUACAACAAAGAACCCCGGCUCUUUUUCUCUAGAUUGAUUUUGAAUAUUUAAUAAGCUUGACUUGAAGUUUUAUCAUCAGUGGAAAACAUUGCUGAGAUUCCUUUCAUUCUGAUUUAUUCCGCAUUCUGGAGACACCAAGCAGGUAAACGUGCUUUCUCAGACAGAAACAGCAGCUCUUGUUUACAUGCUGGCUCUGCCGUGUCCAGCACAUGUGGACAUUUUGAAAUAUUGUGGAUAACGUCUCUGUGUGAAUGAAUACCCAUCGCAGUGCUGACGUGUUUGGAGGUGGAGUGUCCGGGACAUUUAGCCAACUUCAUCUGUGCAGGUUUUUCUGUUUGUUUGGGUUGGUUUUGGGUGAUGAAGGCCUUCUCCAUAGCCUCUCGGUGCAUGAAAGCAGAUUGUGAAGCUCCAUGUCUGUACGGUAAAUGGUGACACCUUCUCCAGUAUCAGCUGUCUGACUGACUGAAAAUAGGUAUUUUUCUAAUUCGUGUUGAUGGAACAUUAGUCCUAAUUUGAAGAACUAGUAUUUAAAUUUAUUAUUUAUAAAGACAAAACAUCAAAAAGCUUAUUUAUUUUUAAAUUUUUAUUUAAAAGAAUAUUCAGUUUUAAUUAUUUUCACCCCUCAGAUUAUGGGUAAAGAAGGCAUUAACAAAUUUAUGUUUGUCUCCUUUCCCUCUUUAAUUUUAAAGAUAUUUAAAGUGAUAUAACUAAAAGUGUUUGGAUAGUGUAUAUGCUUUGAAUACAUUUUUUUCUCAUUCUUUAGUAUAUUGAUUUUGUACUGUGAAGUUUUUGUUUUGUUUCUUGCAUAAUCUCAGGAUUUGUAUGGGAAAAACCCUUUAACUUCAUUUAUGAGGCAGAUUUCCAUACAAAACUCAAUCUCCUGUACACACACAUACAGUUGCGCGCACACAUUCCUCUUUUUAAAAAACAAUUUCUUGAUAGUUGUUUCCCCCAUUAACUUCUGCUUAAGGAACGCUUAGGCCUUUAAGCUUAGAACAUAAUUGUGAUGUUAAAAACAGAAAAUAAGAUAGCAAUAAGACUUUAAGUCAGUGAUCAUCAUCAACAUGAAUUUGAGUUAUUUUUAAUUUCAAGAUUUUGUGAUUUACUAGGUGAUUCUGUUAUCCACCCAAGCAAAUCUUUAGUUGUUCAAAUUAAACUUCUCAAAGAGCAGGUUUAUUCUUUUAUUGGAAACCCUCCUGGGUUGAUAAUACAUUAGAUCAGGAGUCAGAAACAUUUUAUGCAAAAUAUUUUUGAGUGUGUGGGCCAGAAGGCCUCUGUGGCAACUACCCAGUUGUGCCAUUUCAGUGUGGAAACAGGCACAUGUAGUUCAAUGGUAGACGUGGCUAGAUUGGGCUUUUAGUCUGAUCCCUACGUUGGACAGUAAUGUUCUUACCUUCAGGUGCUGACAUCUUUAUCUGUGAGAUAUUUGUCAUUGAAGUUAUGCGUUGUGCCUAAGAAAACUGUUGAUUGCGUUAUGAAAUUAUCACUAUUUUAAUUGGGAAGAUAUUUUAAAAGUCUAGAUAAUUGUAUUUGUAUGUUGAAAAAAUUGGUGGCCGGUUUUCAAGUUCAUUGGUAAAACAGGAUGUGACUCGGCAAGUCUAACAGUAAUCCUACUUUAUUAAAACAGUUGACAUUAUAGCCUUUCUCACUCAUUGCCCUACAGUGAAACUUACAGUGUAACUUUUUGUCAUAAAGGAGGAUCUGUGAAUCUGAGUGGAAAUUCUCUAUAGGUAUGCAUUUAUUUAUUUUGUGUGAUUAAUGUGUCACAAAAAUCAUGGUAGUAAAUCACAUUGCUAUUUUAAUGCCCUGUUUUUAUAAAUUUUUUAAAAUCCCAUAUUCUAAAAAGGUUUCUUUCACUUAAUUAAUGUUAGUUUGGAUGUUAGGCUACCACAGUCAAACUAUUAUUUUAUCCCUUGUAUAAUACUUAUUUUUUAACUUUGUUAACAUCCGUCUCUUGCACAUCUACAACAAAUUAACUUUAUGGAAGGUGUAACUUCUUACUGUAUAGAGAAUCAUGUUAUCUUUGGGCAGUCGUUGCAUUCGAGAAUCAAGUCAGCCAGAUAAAUUAUCUUACUGUUGUAUCCUUAAAACUAACCUUGGAAAAAGAGAAACUUAAUCACUGUAUUUACCUUACAAGGUGGAGAGACCUGUUCACACCUGUGUUUAAUCUGAUUCAUGUAAAGAUGAUGUUGUGACGAAUUUGCAGUAUAUAAAUCUUUAAGGAGAUAUGAUUAAAGGUCUUUAUUUUUUCUUGGCUUUUCCUCCUGAACACUUACAUCUUAGCAAGUCAUCACCAUAAUGGUUUAAAAGCCUAAUUGUUGGUAAAUGAUUGAGGCACAGAUAGAACUAUGAAUAUCCACUGUUUACCACCAUGUUAUUUGAAAUAGAAGUGACCAUGUAUACUCUCUUGCUUGAAGAAGUCUGACGAAAAAGCAGUAUCUGUCAUUUGUAAAUUUUCUUGUUCUAAAGAAAGCAGUUAUGUUCUAUAGAUAUAAAUUAUGUAAAUAAAAGUUAUUUUAUACUA
Messenger RNA from Equus quagga, 10026 nucleotides. It is a transcript of the gene BDP1, whose product is annotated as B double prime 1, subunit of RNA polymerase III transcription initiation factor IIIB. Bases 204 to 7445 code for a protein of 2413 amino acids. Gene Ontology annotation, biological process: RNA polymerase III preinitiation complex assembly. Gene Ontology annotation, cellular component: transcription factor TFIIIB complex. The transcript is spliced from 40 exons. The record is from RefSeq and is a predicted model, not a curated record. NCBI's taxonomy places the organism in Eukaryota, Metazoa, Chordata, Mammalia, Perissodactyla, Equidae. Gene Ontology annotation, molecular function: TFIIIC-class transcription factor complex binding.